Messenger RNA from Musca domestica (house fly), 2911 nucleotides. RefSeq lists its product as uncharacterized. Gene Ontology annotation, biological process: trehalose biosynthetic process. The transcript is spliced from 5 exons. The record is from RefSeq and is a predicted model, not a curated record. Gene Ontology annotation, cellular component: cytosol; alpha,alpha-trehalose-phosphate synthase complex (UDP-forming). The coding region runs from base 348 to 2789 and encodes 813 amino acids. Gene Ontology annotation, molecular function: catalytic activity. NCBI's taxonomy places the organism in Eukaryota, Metazoa, Arthropoda, Insecta, Diptera, Muscidae.
UUUGUUUGUUUGCAUCGGGGUCUGGUUUUGGCGCUAUAGGUUGUUUGUCUACUGGCUAUUUUAUUCAGAACUGUUUCGGUUGUGGUCACAGACUCAUCUGCUUGGGGGAACGCCGAGGAACGUCUUGACAAAAGACAAUUCGCAUAGUUGAUUGACUAAUUCAAAAGUCCGUGUGACAAUUCCACAAAAAUACUACGCCUGAAGUGUGCAUGUGUUUGUGAGAAAGGAGUAAAACAUUCAAUCAAAGGAUAAUGAAUUUUUAAUGCAAAAAAAAUUGAAAUUUAAAAAAAACAAUUAAAAGAUAAACUUUCGUAAAACGUAAUAAGAGAAUAGUGAGAGCCAUAAAAAUGGUUGAAACGGAAAUAAUUGUUACCAACUCAUCUGAGCCCACCACUAAAGCUAGUUUAAUUGUUGUUUCCAAUCGCUUGCCUUUUGUGUUGGUUAGAAAUCCCACAACCGGAAAAUUGGAACGUAAAGCAAGUGCUGGCGGUUUGGUUACAGCUGUGUGUCCCGUUGUCAUUCGUGGCCAUGGUCUAUGGGUUGGUUGGCCCGGAAUUCAUUUACAGGAUCCAAAUGAACCUAUUCCAGAAUCAAAUCCAACGGAUCAAACACCAACAGCUGGUCUGAAAUCUGAACAGGUCGUCUCAGUCAAUAUAAAUCCGAAAAUAUUCGACAGUUAUUACAAUGGCUGCUGCAAUAAAAUAUUCUGGCCCCUAUUCCACUCCAUGCCAGGCAGAGCUACCUUUGGUGCUGAUCACUGGAACGAUUACAUUACGGUGAAUAAACAUUUCGCUGCUCGUACCAUAGAAGCAUUGGAGAAAUGCUUGGCCAAGAACAGUGGCCAGGACAAGAAUCCUCCCAUAGUUUGGAUUCAUGACUAUCACUUGAUGUUGGCAGCCAAUUGGGUCCGCGAACAGGCUGAGGAAAAGAAAUUACCCUGUCGUUUGGCCUUCUUUUUGCACAUCCCAUUUCCACCAUGGGAUAUUUUCCGUUUGUUUCCAUGGUCGGAUGAAAUACUACAGGGCAUGCUAGGCUGUGAUUUGGUGGGCUUUCACAUACAGGACUACUGUUUGAAUUUCGUGGAUUGUUGCCAACGUAACUUGGGUUGCCGUGUGGACCGCAACAACCUGUUGGUGGAACACGGUGGACGCACGGUGCGUGUUCGUCCACUGCCCAUCGGCAUACCCUAUGAACGUUUUGUCAAUUUGGCUAAGGAGGCACCGAGUGUCCUGAAAGGCACAGAACAGCAACAGACAAUAUUGGGUGUGGAUCGCUUGGACUAUACCAAAGGUUUGGUGCAUCGCUUGAUGGCAUUUGAGGUUCUAUUGGAAAAGUAUCCGCAGCACAAGGAAAAAGUUUCUCUGCUGCAAAUUUCGGUGCCCUCACGAACGGAUGUGAAAGAAUAUCGUGAAUUAAAGGAAGAGGUGGAUCAGUUGGUGGGUCGUAUUAAUGGACGUUUCACGACAGCCAACUGGGCUCCCAUACGUUACAUUUAUGAUUAUGUAGCUCAGGACGAGUUGGCCGCUCUAUAUCGUGAUGCUGCCGUGUGCUUAGUUACUCCCCUUAGAGAUGGCAUGAAUUUGGUGGCCAAAGAGUUUGUAGCCUGCCAAAUUAAUCCAGUUCCCGGCGUGCUAAUUAUAUCUCCAUUUGCUGGUGCGGGAGAGAUGAUGCACGAAGCUUUACUCAGUAAUCCCUAUGAAGUACAUCAGGCCGCUGAAGUUAUACACAGAGCCCUUACAAUGCCCGAGGAUGAGAGAACGCUGCGCAUGAGUCGUUUGAGAAGACGUGAGUCAGAGUGUGAUGUUAAUCAUUGGAUGCGUUGUUUCCUUAAGGCUAUGGGCACAUUGGAAAUGGAUGAUGUGGGUACGACGACAAUGCAACCGGUAACCGUGGACGAUUUUGAUGAUUAUUUACUGAAAUACAUUGGCUACAAUCACAAAUUGGCGUUGUUAUUGGAUUAUGAUGGUACUUUGGCGCCAAUAGCCCCUCACCCCGAUUUGGCAACACUAUCACCAGAAAUGAAAAAUCUACUUUUUAAAUUGUCCAACCAUUCGGAUGUAUAUGUGGCCAUUAUCUCUGGUCGCAAUGUGGAUAACGUGAAGAAAAUGGUUGGCAUCGAUGGAAUCACAUAUGCCGGUAAUCAUGGUCUGGAAAUUCUACAUCCCGAUGGCAGUAAAUUUGUACAUCCAAUGCCCAUAGAAUUUGAGAACAAAGUCAGUCAACUAUUAAAAGCUCUGCAAGAUACGGUUUGCCGUGAUGGCGCCUGGGUUGAAAACAAAGGUGCCCUACUGACCUUCCAUUAUCGUGAAACACCUAAUCAACUGAGACCAGCCAUGAUUGAAAAGGCCCGCAGCUUAAUGAUCAAGUAUGGAUUUAGAGCAACAGAGGCCCAUUGUGCCUUGGAAGCUCGUCCACCCGUACAAUGGAAUAAAGGUCGCGCUUCCAUAUAUAUUUUACGCACCUCAUUUGGUGUGGAUUGGAGCGAACGCAUUAAAAUUAUCUACGUUGGCGACGAUUUGACCGAUGAAGAUGCAAUGGUUGCCCUCAAGGGUAUGGCACGCACAUUCCGUGUGACAUCCUCGGAUAUUGUUAAAACCGCUGCUGAUCAUCGUUUGCCAUCGACAGACUCUGUCUACACUAUGUUGAAAUGGGUCGAACGUCACUUUAUGGGACGAAAGGCGCGGGCAAAUUCACUGACCUACCGUAAUCCGAAGGGAGAUGGAGUACGAACCCAAAUGUCACUGGAAAUUGCCUCCAAUUCGAAUAGUCUGGACGUGGAACAUGUUUAAAACAUUCCAAUGAAUUUAUAAGUAUUCAUUCCAAAGCUGGAGAAUGAUAAUCCCUAGAUGUGUACCUUAAUCAGUUCGUUAAUAUUUUUUAUCAAUAAAUAAUUGUUUAUUUUAAUUAAAAA